AUGAACGCUGACCAUCCAAUCACACCAGGAACCAAGAUCGUCGCGCAGAGCCCGCCGGGAUGCAUCGUCCCCGUGCCGGGCGUCGACAAGCCAACGCUCUUUGACUUUGACCUGCUGCGCUCCUACAUCAUCCCGCGCAACGCCUUCUUCAACCGCUACGUGACCGUCGUCGACCCGGCCCAGCGCUACGCGGUGCUGGGGCUGCCCGUCGCCAUCCCCAACGCAAAGUAUCACCGCAAUGAGUUCAUCUUCAACUUUGGCGUCGUCAUCGGCGCCGACGUCGUCGACCAGCUGCCCUAUGAGCGCGUCGUGCGGCGCCUCGCGGCCACGUUUGCCGAGAUGGAGAAGCAGAACGAGUACCUCAGCCAGGAGGAGGACGGCAAGGGCCGGCGCGCCGGGCGUCUCGGGAGCGGCGCCGGCAUCGGGGACGGGAGGAGGCCGAUCGAGAGUCUGCUCGAGAUCGUCAAAGAGGACCUGAACAACUAUGGCGAGUGCAUGAUUCCCGUUGACGACGCCAACACCAUCAACAUGAAGCUCUUCCCGCACCACCCGACCCCGCCGCAGGUCCGCGGCUGGCACGUCCCCGUGGCCAAGACCAAGUUCGCCGACGUCGUCGACCCGACCUGGGACCUAACGCUGCAAAAGGUCAUCGCCCACAUCGACGGCGUCUCGGACGUGCGCCGCAUCGCCUUCGAGGCCGACGUCUCGCUCGACCUCGCGCAGGCCGCCCUGCGCCACCUGCUCUACUACGACGCCGUCCUGCUGCUCGACAUGUUCUUCUUCGGCUCGUGCUACGCCCCGCGGCCCGGCGUGCACGCCUUCGUCGCCAACGCGGGCGGCAUCGUCGACGAGUGCGCGAGCUACGUCUGCAUCCACAGCGGCCAGCGCGUCAGCAACUUCGACCUCGUGCGCCUCAUGGCGAGCUUCUGCGCCGGCCGCACCGUGCUCGAGUGGCUCAAGGGCCACAUGGACGCCGGCUUCGAGGUCCUGCGCUACGUCGACGUGCGCCGCCUCGUCCAGUUCGGCGUCAUCAAGGGCUGCCUGUACCGCGUCCACAAGUACGUCGUCUCCAAGCAGUACCUGGCGGCGCUGGCCACGGGCCAGGCGCGGCCCAAGGCCGGCGGCGACCCGCUGCAGAAGUACACCGACGGCUGCCACAGCUUUGACCAGAUCAUCACCGAGCAGAACCUCACGGACGGGGAGAUCAUCGAUAAGCUAAAGAGUUUUCCAGCGCCGUCGGGCGACUUGAUUGUAUUUUACAAGUAA
Thyridium curvatum is the source of this 1266-nucleotide messenger RNA. RefSeq lists its product as uncharacterized. Gene Ontology annotation, molecular function: GTPase activator activity. Gene Ontology annotation, cellular component: vacuolar membrane; GATOR1 complex. NCBI's taxonomy places the organism in Eukaryota, Fungi, Ascomycota, Sordariomycetes, Thyridiales, Thyridiaceae. The transcript has 2 exons. Bases 1 to 1266 code for a protein of 421 amino acids. Gene Ontology annotation, biological process: negative regulation of TORC1 signaling; positive regulation of autophagy. The record is from RefSeq and is a predicted model, not a curated record.